CGCGAUCGCAUUCUUUAACCGCCACUCCUUUACAAUAGACUUUUAUAGACCGAUAUUCUCAACAAUAUAACUUCUACCCGCACCCACCUUCACAGCAACAAUGAGCGACUGGGAUUCUGUUACUCGCAUCGGCUCCAAGAACCGUGGUGGCCCCGUCGUUCGCGAGACCGUCAUCAAGGGUAAGAGCGCACUCAACGCUGCCCAGCGACAGGGGCUCGUUGUCGGAACUGAAAAGAAAUUUGCGUCUGGAAAUUCUGCUGGACGAGCCAGCGCCGUUGAAGGCCAACAUCUCACCAAAGUCGACCGCAGCGACGACAUUGUAAAGCCCAAGACUGUUGGGCUGCAAGUAGCAGACGCCAUCAAGAAGCGCCGAACGGACGAGGGCUACAAGAUGACACAGAAGGAGCUCGCCACCAAAUGCAACACCACAGUUACCGUCAUCCAAGACUUCGAGCGGGGUACAGCCGCACCGGACCAGAAGGUGCUUAGCGCCAUGGAGCGCGUGCUGAACAUCAAGUUGAGAGGCUCUGACAUCGGGAAAGAGAAGUUCCCCAAGAAAAAGUAAAUCGACCGGGGGUGAGCCCGCGACUUUUUCUUUAGGGGAGGCGAGGGGCAUCGUUGAUGAUUUCUUUUCUAUGGCCUUCAUGUCCCAGGCUCCUUCUCGGUUGUUAUGUUAUGCCCUCCAUUGAAUGAUAUGACGUUUUCUUUACUCUUGAUCGGUUUGCGUUCAUUCAGAAGCGUCAACCUGGUGUUGAAUUGCCUAAACUCGAAAUACCUUUUUCCCCGGCGGCGAAUAGAUGAAAUAGAAUUACGUCUGGUAACACUGCCUUCAUCUUCUAAUAGAUAGUGAAGUAAUAGUUCUUUUUAUUAGGACACGAAAGCGACCAGAAAUCGAAUAUGAUACCAACUCCGUCUUAUCAUGAUAUAGAUUGAAAAGUAGCUCACCACUUCAAUCACACAGGUCUACCUUUGACCCACCACACGUAGCAGUCUCUUUUCCGUGCUUUUUAGAUAUGCCAUCACUUCAUGACACAUGCAAGAGAUGCAAUGAACAGAAAGGAAAAAAGAAAUUCUACCAUCGUCUCACACAUCACGCAAUUUACCGUCUCAGUUGCUCUCGCUCGACUUCGUACAUAAAAUCAAAGUAGGGCUUGUCAAAGUGGUGAACACGGACAUAACCAUCCUCUCCACCAGAGGCAUAGGCUGUACCAGCGGGGUGAACGUGGAUGGUAUUCAGAGGACCGAAGUGGCCUUUGACACGGCCAAUCUCGUCCUCGAAGACCUUGUGAUAGAAACGAGCCUCGAAUUUACCCUGGCGAGCGGAAGUUGUCGUGACAUCCAUGGCGGCCUGACCACCACCGAGGAUCACAUAUUCCUUCUUAGGAGUGAUAGCGGCGCUGUUCAGCGGUGUGUCGGCAACGUAGGUCUUCAGGAUGGCGAGGUUACGAGAGGAC
Molecule: messenger RNA, 1454 nt
Organism: Aspergillus nidulans FGSC A4
Lineage: Eukaryota; Fungi; Ascomycota; Eurotiomycetes; Eurotiales; Aspergillaceae
Gene: mbf1
Product: multiprotein-bridging factor 1
Exons: 2
Coding region: 101-565 (154 amino acids)
Molecular function (GO): DNA binding
Source: RefSeq, a predicted model, not a curated record